AAAUAGGUAACUUUUAUUAUAGUAAUAUUCAGUAUAUAUAUAUUUCUUAUAUAAUGAUGCAUCUAUCAGCUGAUUGACUAACUUAGUUUCGCUAUUCAUUUAAAGAUGUGCAUACUUGAAUAAAUGAUAAUAAUAUCAAGUGAUAAUCAAAUACAUAUAUUCUUCUUAAAUCUGAUUGGUUAUCGUUUACUUCAAGGUUAUUCACUUGAUCAGUACGAUUUGAUUGGAUAUAAUAAGAUGAAAUGAAACAAAUAAAACAAGCACAUUAUUUAAAAUUUCACUUUUUUUAGAAAAUUAUUAACUGUAAAUUUUAGUGAAGUAUAUAUAUGCUAGUUAUUAUUUAUAUUUCAAUUUAACUACAUUAUUAUUCUAUAUAAAAGAAAAGAAACCUUAUCAAGAUUACAAUAUGCUUCAACCGGAUGAACUUGAUGCAAUAGAAAAAUUAAAUGAAUUAUGUGAAAAAGAAGAAAAAUUAGAUAAACAACCAUUCAAAAAAAAUCAUAAAAAUCAUCAUCAUGAACAUCAUCAUAAUAAUAAUAAUUUAUCAUCUGUAUUUCGUUGUAGUGAUACACGUACAUUGAAAGCAAUAAAAAAUGUAUCAAAAGAUGAAUUCAAUACUACUACUAAUACUACUGAUACUACUCCUACUAAUACUACUACUACCAAUACUACUACUAAUAAUAAUCAUAAUAAUAGUAAUAUAAAUGAUAAUCAUUUAAUACCAACUGGUUUACCAAGAAUUCAAACAAAAAUUACGGUUAAAAUAUUAAAAUAUGAUUGUUGUAUUACAGUAAUAUUAGAUCCAACAACUAAAUUAAAUACAAUUAAAGCGAUGUAUGAUUUAAAUGAACAACUUAUUAUUAUUGGUUAUCAACGUUUAAUUACAUUAAAAACAUUAGAUCAUUUACCAAUGAAAUUUAAUGCAAUUAUUGAACAAAAUAAUAAUUUAAAUUAUGAUUUAACAACAUAUGUUGAACAUAGAUAUAAAGUAAAUUUAAAUAUGUAUUAUUUAAAUUCAGCGCGUGUAAAACAAAAAAAUAAUAUUGUUUAUAUUAUUAUACCGCGGAAAAUUUAAAUAUAUAUGUAUAUAUAUAUAUAUAUAUAUAUAUAUAUAUAUAUAUAUAUAUAUAUUCAAUCAUCAUCAUCAUAAUAAUAUAAAUAUAUAUCCUCGUCCCCACCCCUCAUAUCUUUUUGUUGUUGCUAUGACUGGUAUUGAACGAUUUCAAUGGUUAAUGUUGUUACCAAAUAUGAUACAUCAAUUGAAUAUUGAAUAAUAGAUGUAUUAGGAUGGUCAAAUUUCAUUUUUUUAUUAUUAUAUCAUACCGCUUGUAUAUGACUUAAUUUUCUUUAUAUUGAUUGUUUACACUUCAUUAGGUCUUCUUUUUUGUGUUAAAAUGAAAUAUGUUGUAAUCAAUUUUACAUGAUAAUAUAAAUUGGAUUUCGAAAGUUGUAAUUGUCCAAUUUCAGAUAAUAAAAAAC
Messenger RNA from Schistosoma margrebowiei, 1479 nucleotides. The record is from the annotation of a GenBank genome assembly. NCBI's taxonomy places the organism in Eukaryota, Metazoa, Platyhelminthes, Trematoda, Strigeidida, Schistosomatidae.